This is a messenger RNA of Paramuricea clavata, 2341 nucleotides long. The record is from the annotation of a GenBank genome assembly. Lineage: Eukaryota; Metazoa; Cnidaria; Anthozoa; Malacalcyonacea; Plexauridae.
AUGCCAGAAGUAAGCGAAAUUGACAAGUGUAGAGCGAAGAGAAAAGUCGCGAAAGCUAGCGUGACAAGAAAUAUGAAUCGUGUCAGAGAGCUGAUCUCUAGCGAUGGAAGUGUUUCGAAAGUCCGACAGUUUGCCAAAGGUGUAGAAGAAGGUCGUACGAAAGCCCGUGACCUUAAGAAAAAACUGGAAGAGCUUGAUCCAGCGUCAAUUGAGACUGAUGGUAGCUGGUUAGAAGAGGUAGAAUUUGAUGUCAACGAAGUCCUGGGAGAAGUUGCUGAAUAUUUAUUAAAGUCUGAGAGCCCAUCGCCAAACGAACAGUCUAGUAUUACACCACCAACUGCUCAGAAUAAUGAUGAAAAUACUGAAACUGUGAACGAUUCAAUGUCUGGGAAAAGAACUGGUCUGAAAGGUGUUGAAAUCCCAUCAUUCGAUGGAAAACCAGAUAAGUGGCCGUACUUUGGGGGAAUAUUUAGUUCUCUUGUCCAUAAAAACGAUAAACUAACGCCAGCAAUCAAGCUAGCUCAUCUGAAUAGCUGUUUAACGGACAGAGUACGUGAAGUUAUUGCAUGCCUGACCGGGGAGCCUGGGGACUAUGACAGGGCGGUGAAACAACUCACUGAUAGGUAUGGGGACCCCCGAGAAAUUAUAGAUGCCCAUUUGCGCAGAAUAAGUUAUUGGCCCCACAUUAAGGAUAAGGAUCGUGAAGAAUUUCAACGCUUUGCAGAUGCAUUACAAGCAGCUGUGUUUGCACUAGAUAAACCUGACUAUAGGCAUGAAUUAGCUAGUAUACCUCUUUGUACCUUGUUGGUUCAAAAACUCCCACCUAGAGAAAGGGAUGAAUGGGUAAAACAGGUUGAGAGGGAAGAUUACUCGGAAGACAUGAAGGGUUUAGCCAAGUGGGCCCAAGUUAGAGCCAAAACCAUGCGUAAACGUGAGCGAUACAAUAUUGAGCCGCCAGAUAAGGGUAAAGAGUCAACUAAUUUUCAGCCACCAAGUCGCAUGCGAGGUAGGGUCCAUGCUCUAUGCACAUCUGGAUUUGAUCCAGAACACCAAAGUUUAAAAAAUUGUCCAUUGUGUGAUAAAAAACACACUGAAGUCUCAUGCCCUUUGUUUUUUGAUAGUUCUGUUGAGAAACGUUGGGAAAUUGUAAAAAAUAAAAGGGUAUGUUUUGGUUGUUUGAAACCUGGCCACCAACGGCGCCUGUGCACAAAGUCCACCAAAUGUGGGGUAGACUCAUGUGACAAAGGCCAUCAUUAUUUAUUGCACAGUUCUAAGUCUAAGCAUGAGAAACCAUCUGAUGACCCACCUAAGACCCCAGAGGAAAACAAAGCAAUGCAUUGUGGGAAAGCACAAAUCAGCACACCCAUAAGUGAGAGGGUUGCCCUGAAAACUGUAUCUGUUCCAUUUAUAGAUGAUUCUGGAAGGGUAGUCAAUGGUUUGGUACUUUUAGACUCAGGAAGUGAGACCACACUUGUAAGAGCAGGGUUUGCAAAUCAGUUAGGCAUAAAGGGGCCUAAGCAAAGUCUUACUGUGGAUGCAGUAGGAGGGGUACGCACCGUAAUGAAGUCACAACGUGUACAUUUACCAUUUGCACCACACAUUACAAAGGCAAAAAUAACAGGGUGGACCAUUAAUAAUAUCUGUGCCCCUGUCCCAGAUGUUAAUUGGCCUGAGAUUAAGCAUAAUUAUGCCCACCUAAAUGAUGUCCCAAUAGAGCCACUAAGUAAGGGCACUGUUGAUGUCCUGUUAGGGUUAGAUGCAGCUGCAUUAAUGGCACCCGUGCAAGUUAGACGCGGGGGGCAUUUAGAGCCAUAUGCAGAGUUGACACCCUUAGGUUGGGUGAUUGCCGGCCCAGUCCCCGCCUCCAAUGGUCAGGAGAAGCGUGUCCUGUGUGUCCACGUGUCGGAGGGCGAAGGCGAUGCUAAUCGAGAGUUACGAAAGUUCUGGGAUGUGGACAGUUUCGGUGUUCGGGCAGAGAUUAAGUCACCUUACACGCCUGGUGAGCAGAAAGCCUUGGACAUUCUUAAUCAAUCAUGCAAGCAGCAGGAGUUUGGUUAUCAACUCGGACUUCUUUGGAAAACGAACAGACCUAGUUUACCUAAUAAUUAUGACACUGCCUUGAAACGCCUAGAAUCGGUUGAACGUCGCCUUUUGAAGGAUCCGAAGUUAGCUGAGGGAUAUUUAAAAGCGAUAAAUGCAUAUGUUGAAAAGGGAUUUGCACGCAAGUUAUCGGAAGAAGAGCGCGUAAAACAUGGUGAACAGUGGUUCUUACCCCAUCACCCUGUUCUCUCCCCACACAAACCCCUACCGAGAGUAGUAUUUGAUUCCGCAGCAAAACAUG